UCGAAAGGAGACUUUGGAAAGCACAAUCAUAAUCAUUGGAUCAAGCCAUGGGAUUCAUGUGGAAGAUAUCAAGUGCGUCAAAGUAAUUAGUUAGAGCUUGAUGCCACGAGGCUGAAGUAACGAUGCGAGUUGCCGGGCAGUAGAAUGGAGAGUGAAGCCGUGCUUGAUUUCAAGACCAAUUGCAUACGAUUGGAAUCUGGCAAAGUGAAUGAAAGAAGAGCGGCUGCCCAGCGUGUGUAUGAGUUACUCGACCGCUCAGAUGUGCAAUCCAGUUUGGAGAGCGAUGGGAGUAGUGGCGGAGGAGAGCUUACUUGGGACCGCUUGCUGGCUCGUGUGCGCAAGUUUGUCCUGAAGGAGGCCGAGCCGACAACGUCACGAGGUCGUCCCAGCACUGCUGGAAGGAAUGCAAAGCGAUAUGAUGCGGUAAAGCUGUUCAAGCAGGUCGUGCGCAAGGCAGACCGCAAUGGUCCGCGGCUGAAUUGCAAAGAGGUCUUCCAUCACGUCCUGACCAUCUUCAAGGAUGACAACCUCUGUGCCGCGUUCGGCGCCGACUACGCGGCGGUGUUGCUGCGAGACCUGUUACCAGUGCGGCGUUAUCACUGCGAGGUCACCACAGCUAUGUGGUGCGAUCUUCUCGAAAGGGUGACCGGGUUUCUAUCGGACCGCUCGCCGCACUUUGACAGGAACGUGCUGGCCCGCCUUUUGCAUCUUCUCAUCGAGCAUGCGUCCGUCCAGUGCGGCCAUAACAUCAGGAUCAUCAAGACCGUCAUGCCCUUCUUCGACACCAUGCUGAAGUCGGCGAGCGAUCAAACGGGCAUUCUCGGCGAUGUCCUCUCCGCGUUCAACAUCCUGGCUGUGACGUCCUCGAUGAACGUCCGGGGCUACCUAUGCCGGCUUGGGGAGAGCGCGUGGAGCGAGGUCCUCAAGCUGCUGAAAAAGCCUGCGCCGACACUGCGGGACCCGCUUCUACGCUUCCUGGUGAUCCAGCUCCGUGCUCAUCAUCCGCAGGGCUGCUUCCGCGAGGACAGCGGUGGCUGGGCGGCAAACGAACGAAUGUGGCGGAAAAACCUGGCUAGCCUGUAUGCCUGGCUGCUGUCAGAGCUGGAGAGUGAAAACCGCCGUCUGAAGAAGAAGGAUACUGGUCAGAAGCCGCUCUUCAUCAUCCUGUUCGUAGAUGUCUUCCAUCAGAUGUUUCUGCAGGAGAGACAUGGCCGAAGUCAAGCCAGUCUCGUCGGGCCCCCUGCAAACUGGCAGUCACUUUGCGAGAUGAUGUCCGUCAAUGCCGUUCCAUGGUUGCAAAUCGCCACCACCUUACUGGAGACACACCCUGGCUCAAUGCCAGACGAGGAUGUCAUCCCAACCUUGGAGCAUCUUCAUCAGCUGCAGACCGACACCAAAAAACUGGAUCCAUUGGUGUGGACUGUAAAAUGCCUGACAGCGCUGGUCCCCAUCGCCAAAAAAUGCAAACCAUCGCAGACGGUGAGCCUUUCCACGGGCGGUGCGAAAACCAAUGUGUGGAAGAAAGUUUGGUCAUCUGCGUGGAGAUCGAUCAGCGUGCAUCACGCUGAGGAUCAGUGCUUCUCUUUGCUGACUGCCAUGGUCGAGAACAAACUUGUUGAGCCGGACUAUGAACCAUGGCAGGUGUUCUCCGCAGAGGGUGGAUGCUAUCCAGCAUCGAACGCAGUCAACUUCCUGGCUUGCUACUUACAGCACUACGACCUGCCGGACGAUAUGCAGUUGCGGCGCGGCUUUGCCCUGGCCGGUGUGCGCGGCAGUGAACCGCCUGAGCCCGGCAGCGCCGAGGACGUACAGUCGUCGUACCCGCUGCGCUUUCGCCUCGUGCAGUGGCUGCUCAGCAGCUUUGGCAGCACGUCCGCGCUCAGCAUGCAGCACACGAACGUGCUGACGUCGACGUUUGCGCCGUCCGGCGUCAUCGCCUCUGUGACGGCGGCGGCAAAGGGUGAAGGACGGAGGGUUGCUCCGCAAGUACUGGCCACCGUCUUGGUUGCACUCACACAUCGUGCUCCGUCAUCAUGCCAUGCAUUCUGGAACCUCUUGGCCAAGGAUUCCGCGAAAAGUAAACGUCUCUCUGUGCUGGACGACGACGGUUCAGAGGCACUGGAGUCAUUCCUGGCCGAUCAAGCGCAAAUCGAACUCAACCAUCUCCAGUCCACAUUUGACAAGCCACCCUUUGCAGUAGUUCAUGAUCACGUCGAAGACAUUUCAAAUUCUCGGUGUGAUGGCGCAUUCCUGUCCUCACUCCAAGUCUACUUAUGUACUGUACUGGUGCAGAUGUGUGGCACCGUGCCGAGCGCAGCUGCUGAUGGCGAGGGCACUAUGAUGAGCAGAGAGCGUCUCAAUGUGUUGUCAGCAAGACUGGAGCGGGAGUGUCGACUCAUCAGCCUCUCCGUUCACCUUGUCCGCCAGCUGGUGUUAUCGUCAUCAAUGACGGUCGAUGACAUUCGUGAUGCACCACUGCUAGUUCAUCUCACAGCACUUGGCGAGAGUGUUGCUGAUGGUCUCAAGGACUCUUCAUUGCUGGAGGUGGAUGCAGACACCCGUUGUCGCUCCACGGCUCGCAUUCUAACUUGUCUUCAGCCAGCGUUUGCAUGCCUUAUGGCACCUCCUGGCCUGCCCAUCGGAGAUAUGCCGCUUAUUGUGGGCAUGUGCCAGUUGUUCCAGGAUGACUUGCAGCUAGAUGCUUUACUGGAUCAGCUGUAUCGCAUAUCGACAUGUCAGUGGCCGCCUGCGCGUGGUCUGACUGCUGAUUCGGCCCGUGGCCGGUCUGUCAAGCCAAGCAGUCCCCGUGUGUCUCGGACAGUCGCGAAUGCGGAUGCGUCCUUUGACGAGGACGACCAAUUUGACAUGGACGAAACCACUGCUGUCUCGAUGGGCAGCGAGAACACGCGAGCAGCCGCAGCAAGCAAAGAGACAUAUGUUCUGCAUCCAAGUCUCCUGUCUUCGCAAGCUCGCCUGGCGGUACUGGCCACGCGCAUUCUCUCCAGCUGGGCGUGUUCAGGACUCCUGGCCAAUAGAGGCAGCGGCAGGUCGCUGCACACCAACAGAGGGCAGCUCUCGCUGUCGGGUACAACCUCGACACCGGAGGACUCGAUGAAGACGGAGAGCGCGGUGUGCACGCAUCUCUUCGCCUGGCUUGCAUCGCAGGAUAUUGACUACAUGAACCCAUGGGAUAUCCAGCAGGCGUUGGUCAUCAUGCGCGAGUUUGUCGUCUCAUCCGUACAGCUCUCUACGGACGUCCUGCGUUUGUUCCUGGACUCACUCAGGAACAUCAUGUCCCAGUAUCGGUGUGAUCAGCGUGUCAGUGCUGAAGUGCUCCACCUGCUCGCGCUCACCGUGCCGCACUUGACCCGUCUUGGCAGCGGCGAGCAGCUCGGCAAGGACCACCAGGCCACCAUUCAUCUGCUGAAUGCUUUCUGGGCUCUCUACGAAGACGGUAUGUUGGCUACGGCUGUGAAGCUGGAACUGGCUAGUUUCAUAGAGGCACUGCUCAAGGCCGAUCCCCAUCUAACUUGGGUGGAAAUCAAAGUCAAGAAUCGUUCCGGUGGGCAGCACAGCCCGUUCCACCUGGACGCGGCCGUGUGCCGACUGCUCAGCGACACCGAUCACGCCGUGCGCAUGUACGCGGUGGCCAUCCUGCCGCGUCUGUUCCUCCUCCCGAGUACCACGGCAGCCUGGCCUCGGCUGGCACUGCCGUACGCCGGCGUGCAGCGUAAAGUACAGCUGCUUGCGCUGCCACAGCACACCACCUGGGACACUUGCCUGGUUAAUGCCCGCAAGGAGCAGCAACGGCAAGUGUUUGCGCUGGCCGAGGAAGCGCUCACUGUUCUCUACGAUGACCUACAAAGCAUGGACGGUCUUCCGGAUGCUAUCUACGAGGACGAGGGUGUCAAUCGCAUCUGCAGUUCACUGGCCGCCGCCGCUCAGAUUGCCGUGUGCAGCCCGCUGUGUGAGAAGCAAGCGCUCAUGUACAUCUUCAGAAGUAGUGUGGACGAUGAGGAGAUUGUGCCAUGCAAGGUCCUUGGUCUGAUAUCGCAGCAGAUGGGACACAGCAGUACAUCUCAGUACCUCAGCCAUCAUACCGAGUAUCUGCUACAUCAGUGGCGCUGCGAGAAGCAGAAGCUGUCCGUGUUCCCCUACAAGCUGUAUGGAAUGUCGUCGAUCCUUGACUUCUAUCGGCAGCACUUAUCACAAGUUGUGCUGCAUCUACUGGUGCGCUGUGACGAGGGAGAAUUGACGGCAGUCGCCCAGGAGUUAGGCAGUGAGUGGCCUGAGCUGGUGGAGCCUCACAUAGGCAAGUUCACCGUGUUGACGUUGCCGUGUUUUGCCGCCGAGGCCACUGACGGCAGCACUGCUGAGGCGAACGACGACGUCUCCCAAGCAGCCAUUCGGGCCGACGCUUUUCUGCGCGAGAAGCUGAGUAAAGAGGCUGUUGACCGCCUGUUCACCCGGCAGAUUGACGAAUUUGUUGUGCAGCUACUCCUGCACGUUCACAUAUCUCCCGGGCAGACAGGCGAAUACUCUGCGUUUGCCAGCUCCACUGAUGCUGAGCCCAACCCGCCCGUGUACACCGUCGCCCAGGCGAAAGCAACGCUGCACUACAUGUCACAGUUCCAUCACUCCGAGCAGCCGUCGCUGCUGGCCUGCCUGUCGCGCUGGCGCGACUGCAUUCAGCGCAUCGUCCUGUCCCUGCAGCUGCAGAUGUACCAUGCGCACCACUCGGCUCAGCGCCGCCGCUACUUCCUCCUGUACGCAAUCUUCAUGGAGAUCGUCUUCAAGGAGGCGUCGCAGAAGCUCGCGCUGGCCCGUGUGUUUCUGCUACGCGACAUCGUGCACACGACCGUGCAUCUUCUGCAGCAGACGCCGCCGUUUGAGACGCACACCGCGCAGGGCUCUGCGUGCACGCCAACGAACACGCAGCGCUGUCAACUGCACCUGGUCGGCGCUUGCUGCCACUUGCUGACUGUUGUUUGUCGCCUGGCCGUCACCAGCAGUGUAGAUGAGCUCAGCAAGCACUUGAGUUUGAUUGUUGCCAGCUUGCUGCCCCAUGCCAGCCAGGCGACAGUGGCCGGGAAAAAGGCGCUUAGCUUGCUUGACUUCCUGAUUCGGACCAAUGCCUCACCACGUCUAUCUGAGAGUGUUGCCACACUAGAUCCACUGCCGGAUGCCCCUGAGUUCCAACGCAUGCGUGACGCUCAGCUGGAUCUUGUGGAUGGCCCGACCCUUACACUCGUCUCUGAGCUGAAGCGCUUUCUGUCUGCCAGUGCGGAUAACAAGAGUCGCUCUCGAGCGGACGGUGUCUGCAACCUGCGUGCCAUGCUGCAGCAGGAGCACGAGCAGCUGAAGCUGGUCACCAGCCGUCAUCCCGCACUCACAGGUCACUUGUCGGACGGUACUGAAACACUGGUCAUGCAUCUGAUCAGUGAGCUGAAGCGUCUUUGCGAGGUAGUCAGGUCUCCGCCACCCGAACAGUCCAAUGCAGACGCAGACAACGUCCUACAACGGCAGCAGCAACAUGUACAUGACCAACACCAGCAGCAGCAGCAGCAGCAACAUGGUCGCGCCGUUGGUAGUAGUAGCAUGCACCUUGAGGUGGCCAAGUGUCUCGGCGAGCUUGCUACGCCUGACCUGCUGACGGUUGCCAUGGUGAAGCACACCGACGACAAAGAUUUGUUCUGUGAGCGCUUCAAAGAUAGCUGCACUGACUACUGCAUAGCUGUUGUACUCCAUCGACUAAGCCAGCUGCUUGUUGAUCCCAAUGUUGAUGUAGUGAGUGCCACAGCGGAGUGUUUGAAAGCCAUUCUGGCCACGGCACCAGGUCGUAAUUUCAUUGCAACGUACGGGGAAGAGCUGGACAACCUGGUGCCCUACCUCGACCCAUUUCUACCAGGACGCAAGCAAAGGGUUUAUGAACCAGCGUCCAGCCAGCACAGUAGCUAUUCGCCUGUGGAGGUCGACAAGGACGAGCUAUGGCUGCCGUGGGCGUUGGCGCCGCACACCACACACGCCGAGUGGAUCUGCAAUCUUAGCAGCGUGCUGAUACAGUGUGGUGGCAUUGUCGACGAGGUGCUGCUCUGCCUGCGGCCAAUCUGCCGGAUAAAGGUGGAGAUGGCCGAGGCGGUGUUCCCGUUUCUCAUCCACCAUGUCCUGCAGCAAGGCGACACACACUACACGGUGCUGUCGCGCCUCGCCAGGCAGUUCUUCGCGCACUGCAGCCUCAGCUUUGCCUCGCCGAACAGCAGCGCGGCCAGCUCGGCCGCCGCUUCCUCCACCGGCCACAGCAUGUCGUACGUGGUGCGCAGUGCUCAAAGCGGUAAUCCAGCUGCUACUGCUACUGCUGCAAUGGCCUCCGUUGCCGGCGGCGGUGGCGGUGGGGAUACAGCAGUGACCUUGCCACCAGCACAGUCCAUGAAAACCAUGCUGGAUAUGCUGGCAUUCUUGCGACACCAGAACCGCCAAGUCCGUGUCAGCUCUCGCCAUGCUGCUCAGCCCACCGUCUGGGACAACAACUUCUGGCUGGAUCUGGAUUUCUUCGACGUGGCCGCCACAGCACAGGCCUGCAAGGCACCGUUCACUGCGCUGCUUUAUAUACAAAUAGGCUGUGAUGCACAGAGGCGCACUGGCUACUUGGAUGCAAAGGCCACCGGAGGUCAGGAAGAUCCAGUACUGAUUGAUGGCAGCACUCCCGAUGCUACCAAGCCUGGCGACCUCUACUCAGUGCCCAUGACCAGCUUCUUACCCUCACCGCACCGCUCUCUUCUGCUGGAAGUCUACACAUCGAUCGGUGAGACUGACAGCCUGUAUAGCGUGGGCGCAGACCUCAUGGGCAACGUUCAGACGCGUCUCUGCACGUAUGUUCAAGAGGGCGAGUGGUACAAGGCCAUCGGAACAUACAACACCGAGGUGAUGAAGAACGGUCACACCACGUACACUGCUGCUGGUCUCCUGGAGUGCUUGCAACAGCUUGGUCUUGAGCACAUCUCCAGUGUGUACUUUGAUGGUCUGCUAGCACGGCAUCCAGAGGAAGCUGCACAGGUUGCUGAGUUCCAGUACCAGGCAGCAUGGAGGAGCAUGCAGUGGGACGUGCCACAGGGCAACCGGAAUGGCAAGACUUCGGGAUAUCAUCAGUCCCUUCACAGCUGCUUGCAGUGGCUCCGAUCUUCCGAGCUGUCCUCUGUCGACAAUGCUCUGAGUGAGAUGCGCACGAGUGUGGUGGAUCAGCUCUGUUUGGCAUGCCUGGAAAGCACCCAUGGUGUCUACCCUAUACUGUCAAGACUGCAAUCACUUGUGGAGGUUGAAGAAGUCACAGAUGUGCUACGUGGCAAACUGUCACUGCAGCUUCUCAGUGACCGCUGGCAGUUGCGCACAUCACUAAUGAACGAGGAUUUCUCCACCGUGGAACCAGUACUGGCAUUACGGUCCGCUUUGCUUCAUGUCCUCUCUGAGCAUCCAAACUUCAACCAGGCGGUCACAUCGUCCACCAUUGGUGCUGCAAGUGGCAUGUUGGCUAGUCGAAGCCUGGCGCCAGUUGGUGGGAAUGCUGGUCUGGGUCCCACUUUGGUACUGACCGUGCUUAGUGAAACACUGGAAUCAACGGCACAGCGAGCUCGUGAGGCGGGACAGCUGCAGAUCGCUGAGCGUGUCAUGUUCAAUCUGCAACAGCUACACCAGGGUCCUGGUAAAGCUACCUUCAUGUCAACUAGCAAGGAGUGGCUGUGGCAGCUGGAGUACUGUCGCUUGUUCUGGGCUCGUGACGAACAUCGCACCGCGCUCCACAUGCUGCGCCAGCUAACUGACCAACUUGAUAAGAGGCAAGGUGCGAGUGAGAGUGCUGCCAUCCUGUACCCGCAAGUACUGUGUCAGUACGGUCAGUGGCUGGCGGACACGCACAACACCAGCCCCACCACCAUCAUGAAUGACUACAUGGAGAAGGCUGUGAACCUGAUGAGCUGUAUCUGUGAGAAGGCACCGAAGGCUGCUAUGGAGGCUUUCUUUGCGGUAGCUAGGUUUGCUGACAAGCAACACACAAUGCUGCUGCAGCAGAUGAGCUCCACUGAAGAGGAGGACAAAGAAGAAUCCAUCAAGAAACAAGUGGCUGAGCUUGAUCAAUUAUCCAGUGCAAGUGUUCGUCACGAGUCAACAAGAGAGGUGAAGCAUUAUGUGAGAUUGCUGAAGCUGGCGAAGGAGACCGAUUCGAAAUACCUGGAGCGUUUCCGGCUUGCGCGCAACCACUUCCUGAUCUCGUCGCUCAAGAACUACCUGCGCUGCCUGCAAGCUGGGGAUGCGUAUGACCUGCGUAUCUUCCGCUUGAUCUCGCUCUGGUUUGAUAACCUAAUGGAGAAAGAAGUGGAUGCCUUGAUGGCGGCUGAACUUCCCAGGCUUCAGUCUCGCAAGCUGCUCCCACUUCUCUACCAACUGGCUGCUCGCAUCAGCUGUAAUACACUGGAAGGCACACAGUUCCAGCAGACCGUGGCCAAGAUAAUUGAGAAGCUGUGCCUGGACCAUCCUCAUCACAGCCUCUAUGUAAUCUUGGCACUGCGCAAUGCCAACGAGGGCACUAGCAAAUCGUCGGCAGAGCUGGCUACACCACCGCCGGCCAAGCGCAUGCGUCGGCAAGUGUCGUCGCAACCCAAGGAGAACGAUUUUAGUGAUGAUAAGAUCCGCGCUGCUCAAGCGAUAGUGCAGCGCGUGGCCAUUCAGAAGCCCGUUCUAGUGGACAACAUGUGUAGACUGUGUGAAGCAUACAACCAACUGGCCUAUGAGAAUGUGCAGCAUCUCAAGGGAAAGACCGCUCAUCCCCAACCGAUGCCGUCCGGUUUCAAGCUCUUGAAAAUGAAGAAGUUAGACCUAGUCGCCGUCACGGCCAGCAACAUAGAGGUUGAUCCAGCAUGUGAGUACAAGAACCUUAUCACCAUUGAUCACUUUUUGCCAAACUUCCAUCUCGUCGGCGGUAUCAACAUGCCCAAGAGGAUUGUGUGCGUUGGCUCUGAUGGUAUCCAUCGGCAACUCCUGGUCAAGGGACAAGAUGACCUGCGUCAGGAUGCUGUCAUGCAGCAAGUCUUUGAAAUGGUCAACCAGUGGUUGAAACGGGACACUACUACCAAGAAGAGGCAGCUUCGUAUCCGUACCUACAAGGUGAUUCCGCUCUCUCAACGUUCCGGUGUAGUGCAAUGGUGUGUUGACACCAUGCCACUCGGGCAGUAUCUGGUCGUUGGUGACCAAAGUGCACAUAGACGUUACCAGCCAACUGCACCGACCAACAUGCGCUGUCGUGAAACACUGAUGAAUGCUAAAACCCCGGAAGCAAAGCUAAAGGCAUACACGGAUAUAACUAAAGCCUUCCUGCCCGUAUUCCGCUACUUCUUCUUGGAGAACUUCUCUGAUCCUUCGCAGUGGUUUGAGCACAGCUUGGUGUACACUAGAAGUGCUGCCACCGCAUCCAUUGUUGGUUACAUUAUGGGUCUUGGCGAUCGUCACUGUCAGAAUAUUCUAAUUGAUCGUCGCACUGCUGAGGUCAUUCAUAUUGACUUGGGUGUGGCGUUUGAGCAAGGCAAGGCACUACCAACUCCGGAGACAAUUCCGUUUCGGCUGACACGUGACAUUGUGGAUGGUAUGGGUCUGUCCGGCACGGAGGGUAUGUUCCGCCGCUGCUCCGAGGCCACCUUGCAGCUAAUGAAACAAUCCUGUGAAGAGCUGCUCACUAUCGUGCAGGUACUGCUCUACGAUCCACUAUACCAGUGGACAGUGAGUCCGGUGAAGGCCCGCAAGCUGCAGGGAGAUGGCGGUGGUGGAAUAGGCACGCCACAGGGCACGCAGACCAGCGGCGGAGGUGCUGUUGGCGGUGGUGGUGCCAGCGGUCAAACUGGCAACGCCUCAUCCGGCUCUCGCUCCAUGGAGUCGUCGUCAUCGCGCAAGAUGGCCGAGCACGUGCUAAAGCGCAUGCAGCAGAAACUGCAGGGCAUCGAAGAGGAAGGCGUGGCACUGAGCGUGAGCGGUCAGGUGGCCCAUCUUAUCCAGGAGGCCACCAACGAGUCCAACCUUUGCCGUGUUUUCCCGGGAUGGCAGCCGUGGGUGUAGGUGACAGCACGCCUUCUUAGGCCGCCACGAAGCCCCGAUUGUACCACUGAGCUACGCAUAGCUGUGAGUGCUUUGGUAGACUACAUGCAACUGAACAAUUGCAGCAAAUUCGCUUCCUUAUAUUAUUCUUGUACAAAAAAAACAUUGCGUAUGAAAUCUCUCUCACCAAGCAUGCAAAAACCAACGGCAUGGAUGUUCUUUAACCAUACAAAUAUGUAAAUAUUUUCUUUUCCCGCCGUGCUCCUAUCCACAAAACACACAGUUCAUUUUCUUUAGCUUUUUUACUUUUUUUUCCAGGUUUCUAUGCUCUUUUUAGUACCAGUGCACAUACAUGUGUGUGAGGCUUGACUGGCCAGAUCAAAUAAAAAUGUGGAAUAGGACCAGCUGUCCUGAAGACUUCUUCUGAAUAAGACCAGAAAAAAAGAGUAUUGUGAAAUUGGCUUGUCGGCAUAUUUACUUCAGCAGCACAUGGACACAUCCGAAAA
Molecule: messenger RNA, 10580 nt
Organism: Sycon ciliatum
Lineage: Eukaryota; Metazoa; Porifera; Calcarea; Leucosolenida; Sycettidae
Product: serine-protein kinase ATM-like
Exons: 71
Coding region: 145-10095 (3316 amino acids)
Biological process (GO): DNA repair
Molecular function (GO): protein serine/threonine kinase activity; protein binding
Source: RefSeq, a predicted model, not a curated record